Pelmatolapia mariae (spotted tilapia) is the source of this 2310-nucleotide messenger RNA. RefSeq lists its product as uncharacterized. The transcript has 8 exons. The record is from RefSeq and is a predicted model, not a curated record. The coding region runs from base 758 to 1585 and encodes 275 amino acids. Lineage: Eukaryota; Metazoa; Chordata; Actinopteri; Cichliformes; Cichlidae.
CUUUAUUUCGAUGACCUGAACUCUGAGCAGUGGCAAACUCUCCAAGCUAAAUGUGAAUAUUUAAAUAGUCGGUAACGUAACACCACAUGCACAUUAAUAAACAUUUAGUGCCAGUGUUAUCCUGCCUUCCAAUGCUCAAAAUAAGAAUAAAGAUAGCAAUAAUGAUAUCUGCUGUUGCUGUGUGCUUGCUUUUCCCCCGUUUAAAAAAACAAAUUCAAGCCAUUUAAAGUCAUGUGAUCUAGUCCUUGUUGUCGUCAUAGCAGUGUAUUGUCGUAAAGUGACAGCGGUGUCGUGUCACUAUUUAACUGCUGAACUUCCUUAAACUUUUGUUUACUUGUCUUUAAGAAACUAUUCCGGUGUAUUUUACCAAGCCUGGAGACGUGAACAAGCAUACGAGCUCGAGCACUGCACUACAGGGUGCCUGUCUGUUGGACCAAGAUUGGCUUUCUGUUUCCAACAAGGAAGAUUACAGUUAGAUGUUAGGUGAGUGGAGAUAAACUUUCUGGUCUCCCAGUGCCAAAGUCUGAACAGGCAUUAUUCUGGAGAGUAAAGGUCAAACAGCCAAGAGGGCAACACUGGCUAAAAUGUGGGACACAGGCACCCACCUCUGCUAAAAGCAUUUUUGGAGUGGGUUUGAACAGACUUCUUUCUCUUUUUAGGACUUCCAAUCUGCCUCAUAUUACUCUGACCCGAGCAUCCUCCUCUGUCACACCCCUGCCCCUGCAUCUCGCCACAUCUCCGCUGUUUGUGGAGCCUGAUGAUGGGUUUCUGGCAGCCGCUGACUAAUCUUAGAGAUUAUGUGUCACAGAAUCCUCCAGGGACUACGUUUUUCCUGUGUUUGCUAACUCUGGCUAUUUCAUUUCUCUGCCUUAGUUCUUACAGCAACACUCACACUCUGCCUAACCCUGACAUAACAAAGGACUGGAACCGUGUGUUGUCCUCCUUAUCAACAUUCCGCCUAUGUGUGAAAGCAAAUGAGCUUAAUUCCUCAGUCCAAUCACCUCUAAUCAAGCAGGAAGAGGACAGAAAGACCUCAGUUAACUCAGCAAAGAGUCCUCCUUCUGUCACCCAUUUACAUCUCAAGGUUCCUCUUGCUCUUGUGACUUCCAGCUCUCCGAGUGUCUCGCUGAGAGAUCUCAGUCUACAUACAACCUUGAGAGCCAGUCAGCUGCUUAUUGGAGGCAAUGAAAAUGUUAAUUUGACACUAGAGUUUCUAUCUGACAAUGGUAGCUACACCUGCCUCACUAUAAGUGCCCCAAGUGACCUCCUGCCAACAAGUGUUCGUCCUCCAGAGUGCCCUGAGUCAGAGAAAAAUAUUUCAUCCUUCUAUGUGGAGGCAAGUAACCAGCUACCUACAGCAUCACCAACCUGCUACAGUCUGAACUUCAAGGAUGAUCCCACUCUUACAGUCAUGUUAACACAGGAGGAACAGAGUGUGGCAGUGCAACAUCUGUUGGAAGUCAGUGUGUGUCUCCUUGGAGUUUGUUUGAUGCUCUGUAUAGCUGCUUGUCAACCACAUGCACUAAAACGCCGCAACCAAUGGAAUGGACUGAACCAACAAAGUGAACCCUUAAUAGACAGCUGAGCGAUUAAAUCGGUUGAUGGUUGGAAAGAGAGGGCUACGCCUAACUACAGCCUACAGAAGAAGCUGGUUUGUUGUUGGAGUACUACUAACUGUGAAAAUAUUUGUAUAAUGCUGCUUUGGAGAAAGCUCUCCUAAAUUCAUACUUGGGACUAAAGUCAGGGUACAGCAACCUCUCUUGGAACAGUUUGAACCCAUUUACCUGUCUCUCACAAGUUUUGCUACAUUACGAAUGUGUAAUAUGUAAAAUCAUUUUGAGAAACAUGGCCAUGGUAGAAAAUGAGUUAUAAUUUAUUAUUUAUGGUGUGCUUUUCAAAAUAAAAGACAAAAAUGUUAUGAUAAGGCGGUGAUGAAGACAUUGCUCAAGACUGAAGAAAAUGGAUGAAAUGUGGGUUAAAAUUGCUAAUAUAUUUGCCUUCUAUUUGUUUAAUAACAAAGUAUUAACAGAUCAUUGGGCACUGUAAAGAGUGUGUGUAUAGAAAUUAGCAGUGCUAUGAACUGUUUUUCUACAGGAUUUUACGCUUCUCAGCAACAAAUGACUGCAGUCAUGCUGUUUCAAACAUUUUUCUUUGCUGUAGAAGGAAUAGCUUUACUUGGGCUGUUUUGUUGACUAAUGUGAUUCAUUUGUCAGUGUCAAACACAGGUAUUACAGUAAGCACUGUAUUGUACUGUAACUGUAAUGUCAAUAAAGGCUAAAGCCAGGCUAAGGGGAAUGUGAAGGUGAGUGA